AUGCUGUCCCCCAAACAAUGGCUGCAGGGGUGUAACUUCCAAGACAGCAGCUGUUCAUCUCUAGCUGCAGUUCUCAGCUCAAACUCCCCCAUUCUGAGACAUCUGGACCUGAGUGGGAAUUUCAAACUGGGUGAUUCAGGAGUGAAGCUGCUGCUGCAGAGGUGUGACCUCUCAGACAGCAGCUGUUCAUCUCUGGCUGCAGCUCUCAGAUCAAGCUCCUCCAGUCUGAGACAUCUGCACCUGAGUGGGAAUAAACAACUGGGUGAUUCAGGAGUGAAGCUGCUGUCUACUGGACUGGAGCAUCCAAACUGUAGACUGGAGACACUGCAGUUGUCAGACUGUGGUGUAACAGGAGAAGGAUAUGCUGCUCUGGCCUCAGCUCUCAAAUCAAACCCUUCACACCUGGAGGAGCUGGACCUGAGAGGAAACGACCCUGGAGACUCUGGAGUGGAGCUCCUCACUUCAGCACUGACCAAUCAGAAGUGCAAACUCAGGUUGUUGUCUGAUGAAGCAGAGAGAGCCUGUGAGUAUCUGACUUCAGUUCUGGGUAGAAACCCCUUACUCCUGACAGAGCUGGACCUGACUGGAAAGAGACUAGGAGACUCAAUUGUGAAGCUGUUAUGUCCUCUACUGAAGUUUUCACGGAUCAAGGAAAUCGGGUUAGUGAUUUAA
Molecule: messenger RNA, 672 nt
Organism: Engraulis encrasicolus (European anchovy)
Lineage: Eukaryota; Metazoa; Chordata; Actinopteri; Clupeiformes; Engraulidae
Product: NACHT, LRR and PYD domains-containing protein 12-like
Exons: 5
Coding region: 1-672 (223 amino acids)
Biological process (GO): intracellular signal transduction
Molecular function (GO): protein binding
Source: RefSeq, a predicted model, not a curated record